AUGGAACCUGGUGCGUCGGGGGAGGACGCCGGACUGCUCAUGUCCUCUGGCGCGGGAGGCCGCAGCGAUCUGAGCACUCUGGAGCUGGCACAGAAACUAGCCGAGUUAGCCACUCGUACCACACUCACUGAGGAACGACUCGGCGACCUACGCAAGCUUUUGGAGACUCGGAAAAAGAAGGCCAAGAAAUACGACGUCUCCAGUCCUACAGAGGUGAUUGCCCUGCUACUAGACCGCAUCGCCUCUCUGGAACGCAGGAACGACCGCCUUGCGGACCGCAACCAGAUGCUCGAAAGCGUCUAUACACAACUUCGCAAAGUCUAA
Gregarina niphandrodes is the source of this 324-nucleotide messenger RNA. RefSeq lists its product as hypothetical. NCBI's taxonomy places the organism in Eukaryota, Apicomplexa, Conoidasida, Eugregarinorida, Gregarinidae. Bases 1 to 324 code for a protein of 107 amino acids. The transcript has a single exon. The record is from RefSeq and is a predicted model, not a curated record.